UCUGGAUUGAGACGAAACAGCUAUGGCACAUAGUCGGACCUUCCAUCUUCAGCCGUGUCGCUUCCUUCACCAUGAACAUUAUCACACAAGCCUUUGCCGGCCACCUCGGCGACGUCCAGCUCGCCGCCAUCUCCAUAGCCAACACUGUCAUUGUCGGCUUCAAUUUCGGCCUCUUGCUGGGUAUGGCUAGCGCGUUAGAGACGCUUUGCGGCCAAGCUUUCGGCGCUAAGAGAUACGAACAGCUGGGAAUGUACCUGCAGAGAUCGUGGAUCGUUCUGUUCCUCUGGUGCUUCUUGCUGCUUCCGUUUUACGUAUUCGCAACGCCAUUGUUGAAGCUUCUAGGGCUGCCUGAUGAGGUAGCAGAGCUGUCGGGAGUGGUGGCUUUGUGGCUGAUCCCUCUCCACUUCAGCUUUGCGUUUCAGUUUCCGUUACAGAGAUUCUUGCAGAGCCAGCUCAGGACGCAGGUACUGGUGUGGGUAUCUUUUGUGGGGCUGGGCGUGAAUGCCGCAACAUGUUGGCUGUUUGUGCACGUGUUGGAAUUUGGAGUGGUGGGUGCCGCCAUUGCGCUUGAUAUUUCUUGGUGGGUGUUGGGAUUAGGGCUUUUCUGGUAUACGACGUCGGGUUGGUGUCCGGCGACGUGGACUGGUUUCUCUCUUGAGGCGUUUGCUGGACUUUGGGAUUUCGUCAAACUCUCUUUUGCUUCCGGCCUCAUGUUAUGCUUGGAAAACUGGUAUUACAGGAUACUGAUAUUAAUGACAGGACAUUUGGAAAAUGCAACACUAGCUGUGGAUGCCUUAUCAGUCUGCAUGACUAUUAAUGGGUGGGAAAUGAUGAUCCCCUUGGCUUUCUUGGCUGCUACCGGAGUAAGGGUAAGUAAUGAACUAGGAGCAGGUAAUGGGAAAGCAGCAAAAUUUGCAACGGUGGUGGCUGUGAUCCAAUCGACGUUGAUCGGAGUUAUAUUCUGCGGAAUGAUCGUGAUAUUCCGGGACAAGCUUUCUUUCAUUUUCUCUUCCAGUCCCGACGUGCUUCGAGAAGUUGACCAUCUCGCUUUCCUAUUGGCUGUCACCAUUCUCCUCAACAGUAUCCAGCCAGUUUUAUCAGGAGUUGCUGUGGGCUCCGGGUGGCAAGCGUCGGUUGCGUACGUAAACCUGGCCUGCUAUUACGUUAUCGGCCUUCCUCUCGGGGCUGUAUUGGGCUGGGUUUUCAACAUGGGUGUUGUGGGCAUCUGGGGAGGAAUGAUCUUUGGUGGCACUUUUAUUCAAACUGUGAUAUUGGCCAUCACAACCAUAAACUGCGAUUGGGAAAAACAGGCUGAGAAGGCUAGAGCGAGAGUCCAGAAGUGGUCAACCCCCUAA
Carica papaya (papaya) is the source of this 1355-nucleotide messenger RNA. Its product is annotated as protein DETOXIFICATION 27-like. Lineage: Eukaryota; Viridiplantae; Streptophyta; Magnoliopsida; Brassicales; Caricaceae. Gene Ontology annotation, cellular component: membrane. The record is from RefSeq and is a predicted model, not a curated record. Gene Ontology annotation, molecular function: xenobiotic transmembrane transporter activity; antiporter activity. Gene Ontology annotation, biological process: xenobiotic detoxification by transmembrane export across the plasma membrane.